Messenger RNA from Electrophorus electricus (electric eel), 1476 nucleotides. RefSeq lists its product as uncharacterized. Lineage: Eukaryota; Metazoa; Chordata; Actinopteri; Gymnotiformes; Gymnotidae. The record is from RefSeq and is a predicted model, not a curated record.
GCGAGUGCUGUGUAACACUGGCUUUAGGGGUUUCCCCGUCCAGAGGCAUGAUGUGGUGGAGCAGAGGGCUUUGGUUAUUCCUUGCUGCUGCAUUUCUGUUAAGGGAUACAGAUGGGCUUGGAGUGUGGAAUAAAAAACCUGUGCCACAUUGGUCCAGUGUAGCAGCAUGGGCUUCCAUGGCUCAGCCCCAAAAAGUCAGCAACCUUCCUCAUCAGACCAAGGUGGAGGGCUCCACUUCCAGUGCUGCAUCCAUGCAAAGUAGUUCCGCGUUCCCUCUGCAAGGUCCUGAACCCAGUCGGACUCGGACUGGACAACCAAGUUGUGUUUCCAGCAGUCAAAUGGAUUCUUCAGAGGCUCAAACUACAAGUGGCUCUGCUGGGUAUUACCAGUCUGUGUUCCAAGGUGGCCAACAGUUUCCUGGUGUUGUAUCCCAACCCCAGCUGCUGGAUUCCUCUGGUAAUGUUGAAGCCCGGUAUUGGGGGCAGAGCUCCGAGAGUGUCCUAAGCACCCCCCAGAUAUCCAGUAGCCUUUUUGAGCGUGAUGCUUUACAUGGGGGGUCUUCUGGCAGCUUGGACUCUGUAUCCAGUGCUCAAGGUUUCCCCAGUCAGUACACCAGUUCAUGGCUGUACACUGCCCAAUCUGCUCCUACCCAUCAACAUCAGGGAGGCUACUGGGCUCCAUCCUCAGGCCAGUCAAUGCAUCUUCCUUCAGAGGAGCCCCAACCUCAUGUUGCUUCCCCUCCUCAACCUGAAAGCUACCAACAGCUUCCCCAUCCUUCACAAACCAGGCCAGUAAGUAAGCCUGUGUCCCAAACCCAGACUGUAGGAGGUGCAUUGGUUUCAACCUCUCAGCAAGGUAGCAAUGAAGGUCAGUACCAGAGUUCCAGCUGGUCCGCUUCUGCACCAGUUAUGAAAUCGAGACUCCCUUUUAUACCUAGCCAAAGCACAAUUGUGAGUUCUGACACGACCUCCCCUAGCCAGCAGUCAGCCAGUGACUCUGCCCAAAAAGGCUGCACCAGCUCCUAUGGGGCCCUUCCUCCUUGGCUUGCAGGCACACGGCAGACAUCUACCCUCCAGUCUGCCCAGUCCCAGAUGCAGGGUUCCAGUGUGGGUUUGGGUGUUGCCUCUACCAGCCAGCAGUCUGCCAGUGAUGCUCCACUAAAAACUGAUGGACCUCUGUCAGGCACAGGGCAGACCCAAAUGCAGAUCAUGAGUUCUAGCUCAACCUCCAUCAACCAGCAGUCAGCCAGUGAUGCUGCACAAAAAGGCUGCACCAGCUCCAAUGGGGCCCUUCCUCCUUGGCUUGCAAGCACAUGGCAGACAUCUUCUGCCCAGUCCCAGAUGCAGCCUUCCAGUGGGGGUUCUGGUGUGAGCUCAACCAGCCAGCAGUCUUCCAGGUGAAUGCUCCACUAAAACCUGAUAGGACCUCUGUCAGCCCAAGGUGCAGGACAGGGCAGACCCAAAUGCAGAGCCCAAG